GUGACUGAUUCACAUCCGAAAUAUGUUCGCUGAUCUUUCUGGAAACUACAAUCUUUAGAGAAAUAACCUGGGGCCAAUACAUUGACAAUGUCUGAUUACUUUGGCAUUUUGGAUAGAAGAAACCUUUAGCAGCAUGGUGCAAAGGCUGAAGACAGAGACUGAUUUUCCAUACUGAGCGAAAGGAGCUUGAACCAGUAGAGGGGAAUCUCAACUCAAGAAGAAGGAUGUCGGGGUUCCUCUGGCUCCUCUGCACAGUGACCCUCAUUAGCCCCUCAGCCCAAAACGUAACCAGUGAUGCUGAUGCAUUUUUAAAGCAGUUUCAAAAUGAAGCAGAAACACUAUAUCAUCAAUAUGCUUUAGCACAAUGGGAAUACAAUACAAAUAUCAGUGAUGAGAAUGCCCAGAACAUGAAUGCAGUUGGAGCAAAGUGGUCUGCAUUUUACAAGAACGCCAGCGAGUUCUCUGAAAACUAUCCACUAAAUCAAGUGACGGACAAUAAUGUGAAAUUACAGCUUAUCCGUCUAGGAAGUAAAGGAUCGGCUGUGUUACCAAAUGACAAAUAUGCAAGACUGAAUACAAUUCUCAAUGAGAUGAGCGCCAUUUACAGUACACAAACUGUGUGUACUCCAGAUGGAUCAAAAUGCUUGGCAUUUGAACCAGGCCUGGACAGUAUCAUGUUAAACAGCCAAGACUAUCACGAGAGGCUCUGGGCCUGGGAAGGAUGGAGAGUCAAAGCUGGGAAAAAGAUGAGGAAGCUUUAUGAAGAAUAUGUGGACUUGGAAAACGAGGCAGCUAGGAUGAAUGGUUACCAAGACUAUGGAGAUUACUGGAGAGGAAAUUAUGAAACCUUGACUGAUGAUAUCAAAUAUAAAUACAGCAGGGAAGACUUGAUGAAUGAUGUGAACAAGACCUUCUAUGAGAUCUUACCGCUCUACAAGGAACUCCAUGCAUAUGUCAGAAGCAACCUGCAGAAACAUUAUGGUUCACAGUAUAUUGAUUCCACAGGAUGUCUUCCUGCCCAUUUACUUGGUGACAUGUGGGGAAGAUUUUGGACAAAUUUGUACCCUCUUGUAGUCCCCUAUCCAGAUAGAGAAAGCAUUGAUGUUACACCUACAAUGGUUGCACAGGGAUGGACUGUGGAGAGAAUGUUCAAAGAAGCCGAGAAAUUUUUCAUGUCUGUUAACCUGUAUGCUCUGAACAAUAACUUCUGGACUAAUUCCAUGCUUGUGGAACCCACUGAUGGGAGGAAAGCGGUCUGCCACCCCACAGCCUGGGAUUUGGGAUUGAAUGAUUUUAGAAUAAAGAUGUGCACUAAAAUAAACAUGGAAGACUUUCUGACUGUCCACCAUGAGCUGGGACACAUUCAGUACGACAUGGCAUACCACUACCAUCCAUGGCUGCAGAGAGAUGGCGCCAACGAAGGUUUCCAUGAAGCUGUGGGGGAAAUCAUGUCUCUUUCCGCAGCAACCCCCAAACACUUAAAAUCUCUCCAGCUGCUGCCUCCUUCAUUUGUAGAAGAUGACAAAGAAACUGAGAUAAACUUCCUGCUUAAACAAGCACUUACUAUUGUCGGCACAAUGCCUUUCACAUAUAUGUUGGAGCAAUGGAGAUGGGACGUAUUCAGUGGUAAAAUCCCAAAAGAUCAAUGGAUGAAGACCUGGUGGGAGAUGAAGCGAAGGCUUGUUGGUGUAGUAGAGCCUGUUCCCCAUGACGACUCAUACUGUGAUCCUCCAGCCCUUUUCCAUGUGGCGAAUGAUUAUUCUUUUAUCAGAUAUUACACACGGACCAUCUACCAGUUCCAGUUCCAGGAUGCACUCUGUAAAGCUGCUAAUCAUGUUGGUCCUCUUCACACUUGUGACAUCACUAACUCCACAGCUGCAGGGGAUAAACUACUGUCCAUGUUGCGACUCGGAAACUCAAAGCCUUGGACAGAAGCCCUGGAGAGCAUCACAGGGGGAACAAAGAUGGAUGCCCAACCCCUGCUAAGCUAUUUUCAACCAUUGUAUGAAUGGUUACAACAGAACAAUAAAGCCAAUAAUAGAUAUGUUGGCUGGAAUACCGCGUGGGACCCAUACACAGGCACAGACACAAGCAAUGCAAUCAAAGUGAGGAUAAGUCUCAUAGCUGGGCUGGGAGAUAAAGCGUAUACGUGGGACACCAGUGAGCUGAAUCUGUUCAGGUCAACAAUUGCUUACGCUAUGACCAAAUUCUAUGCUACUGAGAAGAAGCAGGUGUUGGAGUUUUCAGAUGAAAAUGUCCAUAUUUUUAAUGAAACCAAAAGAAUAUCCUUCUAUUUCUACGUUACAAUGCCUGGAGACAUCUCAAUUAUAAUACCGAAAGAUGAUGUGGAAGCUGCUAUUAGGUUGUCAAAAGAUCGAAUCAAUAGAGCUUUCCUACUGAAUGAUGAGUCUUUGGAAUUUCUUGGUAUUCCACCAACUAUAUCACCCCUUCCUGAACAAUCUGUCACAGUGUGGCUAGUGGUCUUCGGGGUAGUGGCUGGGCUGCUAGUUAUUGCUUUGGUUGUUCUACUUGUGCUUGGCCAACGGGACAAGAAAAAGAAAAGAAAGGCCGAUAGAGAAAAAGCGAUCCAGUCUGAAGAGCAUGGAGUUUCUGAGGUUUUGGUUGAAACCAAAGCUGAAACUGAUGACCAUCUUCCAGUAGCAGCAUACGAUAGUGCUGGGGAACAGAAUAAAGCCUAUAAAGAUACAGAUGACCCUCAAACAGCAUUCUAAGACAUUUAGAUGCUUGGAGACACUGAACCUUUCUAUCACCCUCAUCUUUACCUGUAAAUAACCAGCCAUAAUGGAUACCUAUUGGAUAGAGGAACCACUGGCAGAAUGUUGAAGAAAAUGUCUUAAAGGGGUUAUCCCAUGAUUAAUUUAAAAAAUAAAAUUGUACAUUAUAUACCGUAGUUCAUGACAAUUUAUUUCUAGCAAAGCCAAAACUAGCACUGUACCUCAUAUGUGAGCAGAGAUCUCCCCAUUCAUUGUUCCAGUUGCUCUGCUUCAUUAAUAUCAAACUGGCAGCUCAGGGAUGUGCCCUUUCUGCUGCAUCUCAGGGGUUUUUCCUUUCUGCUGCAGUUCUCUCCCUAUAACAGCUCAGGAGGCAGUUGACGUAUGAAACUGAGCAUGUGUGACCCCCUCAUUGAGGUGGACAGGGAAAUCAGAAAAACAACAAACAGCAGGUGGCGCUACACAGAUACAUUUUAUUGAAUAACUCCGUGGCUAUGCUAAAUGUUUAAUUACAUGCAAUUACAAACGUGUUCAGAUUCAGGUGAUGGUUUUAAAACUGCCUUUUUUUUUUUCCAUGGCACAACCCCUUUACCAGAGGUUUGAGAGCUUGAAUCUUAAUCAGAGAGUUGAUAAGAUCCACGGAACGUCCUUUAAUGAGGACUUCCGUGUAUGUGCGCGGAUAUAUUAUUCCAUAUGUUGUAUGCACAGUUUAUCAAUUUAUAUGGUUCAUUGUUUCCUUGUAAAUAUGAUGAAAACCUGAGCACACGUUUUUGUCCCACAUUUAACAUAUAUGUUGGGGGGGAUAAUGCAGAAGAGUAGUACACAUUUCUUUCCUGCAAAAAGUAUAUCCAGUAAAAACGUAUAUGUUAAAUGGAUAUUUUUUAUUUAUUUUUUGCUAUGGACAGGGGUGCACCUGGCCUUUCUGCUGCCUGAGGAGAAAACUGAAAUGGUGUAACCUAGCCCCUUCCCAUAAUCUGCCCCUCUCUACCUGGUGCUGCCUGAGGCGAUCGCCUCACCUGGCCUCAUUGGUGGUGCACCCCUGACUAUGGAACCCUACGGUGAAGGAUGCCACUGUCUGGCAUCUGUCUGAGCAUCCAUUUAACAUGUGUAGCGUGUGUAUACGUUAAACGUGGGACAAAAACCUGAUGUGAACACAGUCUUAAUUACAAAUGUAAUGUUCACAUUAGUUGUAUCCAUGAA
Bufo gargarizans (Asiatic toad) is the source of this 3932-nucleotide messenger RNA. RefSeq names its product angiotensin converting enzyme 2 (gene ACE2). Gene Ontology annotation, cellular component: plasma membrane. NCBI's taxonomy places the organism in Eukaryota, Metazoa, Chordata, Amphibia, Anura, Bufonidae. The coding region runs from base 225 to 2732 and encodes 835 amino acids. The transcript has 19 exons. Gene Ontology annotation, molecular function: peptidyl-dipeptidase activity; metallopeptidase activity. The record is from RefSeq and is a predicted model, not a curated record. Gene Ontology annotation, biological process: proteolysis.